Messenger RNA from Galendromus occidentalis (western predatory mite), 2826 nucleotides. RefSeq names its product tripartite motif-containing protein bonus (gene bon). The record is from RefSeq and is a predicted model, not a curated record. Gene Ontology annotation, molecular function: zinc ion binding; protein binding. The transcript is spliced from 8 exons. NCBI's taxonomy places the organism in Eukaryota, Metazoa, Arthropoda, Arachnida, Mesostigmata, Phytoseiidae. The coding region runs from base 79 to 2184 and encodes 701 amino acids. Gene Ontology annotation, cellular component: chromatin.
GUUGUGUGAAGGCUUUCGGUGCGAGUCGGAGGGCUAGAAGAUUUGAGUCUACGCCUGCGCACGCAAAAUACGUGACCGAUGGCUGACACCGAUAUCGGCGCGAAUUGGUCGCCGCCCGUGGGUACCUUGAAGAAAUGUUCGAUCUGUUCAAACGACGUGACUGUUAGUUCGGAGCCAUUUCUUCUCCCAUGCUUGCACACAGCCUGCCGAGCGUGCUUGCCCCUCGAGAAGACUGCGGUACAAUGUAGUUUUUGUGAGCUCACAUUUUUCUCUAAUUCUGCGGUUCGUCACCUGGUUCUCAUCGAGCGGUUAGAACGUGAAAGCCCGAAAGAGGAAGCGAAAAAUGAUGAGUCCGCAAGAAACAUGUGUACAUCUUGCGAUGAGGGGGUUAGCGCCACCGGAUACUGCAAGGACUGCGAGGAAUGGCUCUGCGGAGGGUGUAUCUCGGCUCAUCAACGAGUCAAAGUCACUAAGGAUCAUCAGAUACUGUCGACAGAGCAAGCCGGUCAGGCCUUGAAGGCUGCUGCAAAGAAAAGGUUCCAAAUGUGCGAAAAACACCCGAAAGAACCCUUGAAGUUCUACUGCAGCAAGUGCAGCACCUUGACCUGCCGGGACUGUCAACUCGAAGACCAUCAAAAUCACGGGGAUUAUCUAGCGCUGGCGGCCGCCUGGGAGCAACAGAGACCUCAGUUGAAAAUCUUGCAAGAGCGAAUCGCGGAAAAGCAGACUUUGCUGAGGGAAUACGUUGCGUCGUUGGAAAAAUGUCAGGAAUCCAACGGAAAGGCGGAGUCAACGGUGGUGAAUGAGAUUCGCGCCUACGCGAUCAAAUGUGUAGUCCGAAUCAGUUCGCGGGCCAAGGCCUUGAUCCGCGACGUUCAACAAUUAUGCGAUUCAAAAAGAGACUCGCUACAUUACAAACGUCACGAACUCGUGCAGCUUUGUAAGAAACUUUUGGAUUGUCACUCGACCGUGGAAGAGCUGAUUAAGACGGGGAGCGACCUCGCUCUGGUCCAUUCGAAGUCAUACAUGGAGAAGUACAUGGAGUCCUUGAUUGAGAAAGUUGUGCACCUACCCAACUCUAAGGCUGAAAUCAGUCUGAAGUUCAAUCACGAACCGAAAAUCAUUGAGCUCCUCGCCACCUUCGGGAGUAUAACGGAUACGUCGACUCUGCACGUGCGAGGGGUUCCGAUGCCCGGUCUCAAGUCGGGUCACAACGGACAUCCGUUGAGACCGCCUUGCCCGACGCUCGGACUGAACGGUCGCGCCCCAGUACUUCCUCCCAGUUCAUCGAAACCCGCCCCUCAAGCUUCUUCUACUCCAAAAGACAUCUUACCAAAGAGGACGCCAUCUUCCCCGAUCCCUAUUGACAGCUCGAAAGAUGACGUUAUCACAGGCGAUGUAGAACCUACAAAUGCGAAUGGAUCGAUACCGGCUGUGAUCCCUAGAUCCACAGCAACACCUCCUGCAACAAACGUUGCCGCCGCAGGCACCGGUCAAAUCGCUACGCCGGCGGCGACAACCACCCAAGGAGUUCCUACGACAGGUGUUGUGACGUCGACCGUAAGCGAAGAGAACGAUGCAAGCGACGAUUGGUGUGCAGUGUGUCAUGACGGCGGAGAACUCCUUUGCUGUGGAUUAUGUCCGAGAGUCUACCAUUUACACUGCCAUUUGCCGACUCUGGUGUCCACUCCAAGCGAGGACUGGAAAUGCACACUCUGCACACCGAUCCAGGAGGAUUCCCAACCAGCAUCGAAGGACGGCAAUUCCAAACGCAAAAUACCUGUCGGCCUGAGCGGGAAGCAGCUAAAGAUCGCAGAAAAGAUCUUGCUGCAAUUAUUCUGUCACAAUAAAUCAGCACCGUUCCAAACACCCGUCAGUCGAACGGUGCCUAACUACUUUAAAAUCAUCACUCGCCCUAUGGACUUGUCGACGGUGAAGCAGAAGCUCUCAACAAGCCACUUCAAUCAUUACGAGAGCGCAAGGGCCUUCAUUCAGGAUAUCAAACUGAUAUUUAGCAAUUGCUACACAUUCAACGCGAAGGAGUCCACGCUCGCUAAGCAAGCACAAGUCCUGGAGGAGUUCUUCAAACACUUGAUAGAGAAGGAGCUCCCGGAAUGCGUCGCUGAUCUUAACUCGCAAAAUCAAGACGAAGUCGAAGCAGCAAAGAGAGCGAAGACCUCGUAGGUCGACGUCGCGGACCAGGUUGCUGGCGAUGAAUCGUUUUGGUUUGUUGAACAAACGCGUCCACUGGACACGAAUGAGCUCUGAUCACUCAAUGCGAUGCCGAGCGAGGAUGCAGACGAAACUUUCACACGGAUUCUUGUUUGUUGGGAUGGCUGCAUCGUGAAAACCUCGGUACGACUUGGCCUCUCCACCGAAAGUCGUAUCCGGGGAAAAUACGCAAACGCCACCGUCGCUUCCUCAGAUUGUAUUUCCCCCUGGAAUCGUGUCCGAUAAGACAGCUCGGAACGAAAGAAGUUGACUCUGUAUGUCGUUUGAUUCAGAUCUUAGAAGCCGCACAGGUCCUGUCCUCCUCCGUCUCGUUGAACAUCCGUCUCCUCGCAGAGUCGAUCACUUGUAAUACUUUCUCAUACGAAUGUCGUUUCUCGGAAGCACCACCCUCAUACUUUUCGCCGAUGCAUAAUCUUCACGAAGAAAAAAACACAAUAAUUCGAUUGAAUUUGAAGAUCUUCAUGAUCGCCGUUCUCGGUAAUCACAUUUCGAAACUCCAAAGGAAUCGAGCUGUUGUUCAAGAUUGAUGCGACCUCAUUCAUACGGACAAAAUGAAAAUAAGACCAUGAGUCCCCAUUGAUAAUAACAACAACA